Molecule: messenger RNA, 3945 nt
Organism: Letharia columbiana
Lineage: Eukaryota; Fungi; Ascomycota; Lecanoromycetes; Lecanorales; Parmeliaceae
Exons: 4
Coding region: 1-3945 (1314 amino acids)
Source: RefSeq, a predicted model, not a curated record
AUGGCUCACCGCGGACCGCUUAGAGAGAUGUUCGGCCUGCUAUGCAUGGCUGUAAUCCUUCCGAAGGUCGAGAAGAUAGCCACCCCAGUAGCAAACACAGGCUACAUCAUCGACACCAUCGAGGACAACAACAUCCACAGCAUCAUGGUCUCGCCCGUCACAACACCUCCUACCACCGGCUUCUUGUCCCUUCUCAUUUCACUCUUCACUACAGCACUAGCCGUCCUUGGCGACGAGCUCAUAAACGUGGCCGCCAUAUGGAUGCUUACCAACGGCCUGCUACCCUCACUUAGGAUCAUCAAGCGACUGGUCACUUGGACUGGCACGUCCAUUCACCGACUCUUUCGAGCGCCCAGACACGUCAUUAGCGGGGAUACAACCCCAGAAGAAGAGGUUACCAACGGGGAUCCAACCGAUGGAACGCAUCGAUCCACACCAUCACAAACUACAUCAGCAGGAGAAGAUGACGAGGACGAGUGGUUUGAUACCCAAGAAUCACGGCCAUCACCGGGAGAAAUCCCCGACAACACUCCACUCCCACCAACAAAUGACCAAGCUUUGGCUGAUCUCCGAGCGGAAUCGGCAGGGAAAGAUGCGGAAAUUGCCAUGCUUGCCAAAGCCGUCAGCGGAAAAAGCGAUACUAUCGUGACUCUCGACCAAAGAAGUAGCCGUUUGAUGGGGAACCUACGCGCUACUCUGGACCCUCAAGGCCUGUAUCCGUCUAGAACGGACGUCGUUGCGAUGGCCAACGACCUGACACUUGACUUCAACCGUGUCUCGAGGAAGCUAGAGCGCAAGAAGGAAGAGCUUCAAGAGGCAGUGGCUCGUCAAGAGAGUGGGCAGCUUGCGGCGAAGGACAAGAAGAUCUCUAAGUUGUCUCUCGAGACCACGAGACUCAGUACUCGAAGUGAAAGGCUGGAGAGAGAACUCCGCCUGUGCCUUGAAGAGGCAGAGAGAAACAAAGAAUCGGCCGGGACGAGAGAGGCGGCGCUCAAAGAGCGGACCUUGGCCGCAGAGAGCGCAGUUAAGAUGGCAAUCUCCCAAAGACAGCAUGACGUUGUCAGGGAUCAACUUGACGGUGUGGUCGGAGAACUGAGUGACGCCAUCAACACUCAAGGCCGUCUGAAUACCGAACUUCAAGCCGAGAGGGCGAGAACUCAAGAGCUCCAAACCAUGGCUGACAACGGAGUUGAAGCACGACGGCAUUCCGAGACCCUGUUAGACACAGCAACGCGCGGUCUUCAGCUAGCCAACGACAACAUUGCCAACUUCGAGAGGGAAGCUCUGGCUAUAAAUAAAAAGGUAUUCGAUGCGGAGGAGAGAGUGUGGGACGCGGAGAGGUGCGCUGCCGAGACGGCUACGACGGUGACCGAACUUGAGCAGAAGCUGCAAGAAGCAGAGGAGAGCAAGGAAAGCGGUGCAGAGGUCACAGCCGCCGGAAAUGUUUCCAACCAAGACUCAACGACGGAGAUCAGCAACCUUCGUCUACAGUUAGAGUUGGCUAACAAGGAGGCCUCGGGUGCGUUUCAAUCUGGAUAUCUACUGGCGAUGUCGGAGAAUGCACCCAGCGACCAGAGCGCGGAGGCCGCUGGCCACAAUCUGCCGGAUCCUGACCAGCAGAAUGCGCCCACGACUCGAGAGAACGAGCUGUUUGCUGAGGUCCAGACGCUCGCAGAGGCCAAUAAAGGUCUCCAGCGCUCCGACUCGGCGAGUGAAGCCCGAGCCAACAAGCUGGAAUCGGAGAAGCAAGAGCUCCUCGCAAAGCUUAAUGCUCUCAAGCAGCGGAAAUCAGCGCGGGCGCUCAACCCGGAAGACGAGCCUUUGUUCCAGCAAGGGCACGAAAAAGCGGUUGCCAAUUGCGAGCGCGAGGCUCGGGAUUUGAUCGCAAACGCAGUCCGGCAAGAGGUUGCCGAGGGAGAAGAGCGAUGGAAGCACCGAGAAGCUGGAUGGCAAGCCGACCUUAAAGCCGCAGAAGCCAACUUUAACGUCGCAGUGGAGAACGCAGCUGUUGGGAGGGUGCACGCCCUUCAGGAGCAGCUCAACAGAAGCGUCCAACGAGCGAUACAGGCUGAAAAUAAGGUCAACAAUCCUGAUGGCGAGCUGAGAGAAGCCCGGGAAAUGGCUAGUACGGCCUAUGAUGGUGCCACGAAGCAGUACGACCGAGCAGUAGCGGCGGAGACACGGGCCAACGAGGCCGAAGGGAAAGUCCAAGAGGAGCACGACCGAGCGCAGGCAGCCGAGGCAGAAGUCGAGAAAUACAAGAAAGGCAAGGCGAGUCAGGACGGACGGAUCAAGCAAUUGAAUGAUGCUCUCGCCGCCGCGACGAGAUCCAAUUACCAGGACGAUUGGAAGGCUGUAGAGGCCAAAGCCACGGAGAAGGACCUGAUCCGUGCUCGCGCGCUAAUUCUGGAGUCCCUCAAGCGUCAUUAUUGUGAGGAGACACGAGUCGUGCUACGCCAGCUCAUCAAUGCCAACGACCGGAUCGAUACCCUCAAGUCCCUGCUGAAAGAUCCAGCCAGGGAGCCCAACCAGAUGCAAUAUCUGACAGUGCUCCUAGACGGAGAGGUCAUGAAGGAAGAUAUCAAGAAGUUGCAUGCCAAGAAUCGUCAAGUGUUGACCAAACAAUGUGCCGGUGUCAACGCAAAAUAUAUGGAGCUGAACCACAUCAUCAAGAGAAGCUCCCCGCCGGACACGAAGGAACUGCUCAUACAACUGUUCAAAGAUCGAGGGGAUGAGAUGGCUCGUUGGGACAUGGAAGGCUCCGAUUCUGAACCAGAGAGUGACGAAGAUGAGGACAUCAAUGUCUUCAAUCGACCGCGAAAGCCUUCUUCUCGCCCAAUAGGUCUCCCCCCCCCGCAUAGAUUCGGGCGGUCCUUGCAAACGGGAAUGCAAUAUGGCCCCAUGCCUAGCGACCCAAACUCGGACAACCCCUUGAAACGCAAGGGCAAUCUGGAUGCUGGUUCUCCAGAUGAAUCGACCAAGCGACCUGAUACCAGGAAGAAGGAUUUGAGACCAACGGGCUCUCCUUUUGGUCUCUCUCAUCCACGAGGUUCGUCGUCUCCAGAAGCUGAUGAAGACGAAAAUGAGACUAAGGCGGUGUCUCAGGUUAACUUGCCAUCUGCAGACCGUCUCGGGGAAGCUACUGCCUCGCAACAACAGAGCAAUAACCAGCCUCACGUCAGCCCCCAAUUGCUAGGCCCAACAUCAUCCCCCAUCCAGCGACGUAGCCCUAUAUAUACCCCUCCAGCGCUUUGGUCAGGAGAUUCAUCGCAGGCUGGGCACAACCAUGACCCUAAGCCCACGAAGAUUCCAGGUCCGAUGCCAACAUCUAACCUGACAUCCUCGGAGCGAAAGGAGAGACUGGUUCAUGAGUAUGACAAGGCCGCUCCAGCACAAGAAGCAGCCGCGUCCACCGCUGGAGGACCCACUGGUUUCUCCUUCAGCGUGCCUAGGGACGUAGCAUCAGUCGUCGUCACCCCAGCCCCAGCACAGCCGAACCAUAAGCGAGUCUUCAAAGGGCUGUCGCUGUUGGGAGCAGCUAUGGCGGACAAGGACUCGGCUCUACCAGGACUUCCACCCCUGGAAGAAGACGAAGUCUAUGAGUUCGAGGGCCAGGUUUCAGAUUCCGAGCUGGACGAUGGGUUCCUGGCCCAUACCGUUUCGGAUGACGAGGACGAUGACGAAGCGAUCUGGGAGAGCGCCUUGUACCCCGAAGACCGAGACGACGAUCUGAACAUCGAUCUCCACGCUCAUACUCCCACGGACAACAGAAACGACACCAAGCCGUCUUCCACGGUACGAGCUCUCGACAUGACAGAGCAGAAUUACGAAGAGCAAGCCGCAGAAGCCGCAGCCUCAAUGCAAGGCAUACAGCAAAAUGCGCCCGAGCAGCAAGGCCGGCCCCAGACCGAGGAGCCGGACACCUUCCACAUCGACCUCGACUAA